Bombus impatiens (common eastern bumble bee) is the source of this 4647-nucleotide messenger RNA. RefSeq names its product UDP-glucuronosyltransferase 2B30. NCBI's taxonomy places the organism in Eukaryota, Metazoa, Arthropoda, Insecta, Hymenoptera, Apidae. The coding region runs from base 1086 to 2651 and encodes 521 amino acids. Gene Ontology annotation, molecular function: UDP-glycosyltransferase activity. The record is from RefSeq and is a predicted model, not a curated record. The transcript is spliced from 5 exons.
UGAUGCAUCGAACUUCAUCAUGUGCAAUACGCAAUCGGUAUCGCACGAGUGACAUAACUUAUUGGCGACCGAGCAAUAACUACUCUUUACAAUGGCUCCGUUUCAAGUUUCGCCUACCUAUAUAUUCGCGUUUCCUUGACCCUGGUAGAUUACAAUACAAACACAUAAGCCAGUAUCGAGGCGGCGUUUAUAAAACUACGUUUCAUACUCGUCAGAUGAUUCGAAGAGACCGAAAACACGAACGUUACUCGAGAAAAUUUUGCAAGUAAUCUGGCCGAAGCGACUUGGAUAGUUUAUCGUGAUCAUCCAACUCGAAUACGUAGUUGGCCGACGAUCCGCGCAGAAGGUGAUCGACAGCGUGGAAGGAAGAUGUGUGCUCGCGGAUAAGCGUAAUCGAUGAAAUUCCACUCGUCAGCUAUUUUCAAUAGGAAAUGAUACGUAUAAACAACGAUUGGAAAGUUUCAGUACUUGUUGACCGUGUAUAGCAUUUUAGAUUGCGAGAGAAAUCGACCAUUGGAGGAUGGAAUUUAUCUCUGAUGCUUCAAACGAUACGGAUAAUUGAUUAUAUAUAACAACGAAGCUUAGUGAUCGAUAGCUCACGAUCUAUUAACGUUUUAUACCGAUCGACGUUCCCUGGAACGGUCGCUAGAAUCGACGGUCGAAGAUAAAAAACUGCUCUCUUCAGGAACCUGUGAACUGGAUUGCGAUCUUUCUGCGGCCAGCGAAAUAUUUUUUAAAACAGUGGCUAUUUCUGUGAAGUGUACGAUGAUAAUGUCGACUCUGAAUUAGACCGUGUCAAUCGCGAGAUCAAGUCGACGCGCUAUUGUGAUCCGUGAAAAUUUCACUCGUCUCUUGUCGUUUUCGUAUUUCGAGGCUUUAUAAAGGCUAAUUCGUGGAAGCUUCGUAAAUUACCGUAGUUUCGAUAAAAUCUGUUAAAAAUUCAUACGUCCCUUAUCAUGUUUCGUAUUUUGAAGCUUCGUAAAAAUUCAGUUGCACGAAAGUUGAUAGUAAACUAGAUAAACUUCUGUUAUUAACUAAUUGAACAAUUUGCAAGUGAAGUGAAUCUCUUAGAAAGUGUUCGGAAAAUGAAGCUGUUUCCAGUGGUGUUAAUUUUCACGAUAUUAUCGAUAUGUCACGGAUAUCGAAUAUUAGGCGUGUUUCCCUUCAAUGGAAAGAGUCACUUUAUGAUGUUCGAACAAUUAAUGAAGAUUCUGGCUAAGAGAGGACAUCAAGUCGAUGUGAUUAGUACGUUCCCUUUGACGAAGCCGUAUCCGAAUUACAACGAUUUAAUCGUGCUACCGAUGGCGAGACAAUUCAUGAACAACAUGACUUACGACGAAAUAAACACGUUGUUUGCGGAGGCGGUUACUCAUGUCGUGGCUACUUUGGCGGGAAACGAUAUUUGUGAAUUUUUGAACAACUCACAGGUGCAGAAACUUAUACGAAACCCGCCUAACGAUCCACCUUACGACGCGGUCAUAAUGGAGGUAUUCGGCGCGCAGUGUUUCGCGAUAUUUGGUGAUAUCUUAAAGGUGCCAGUGAUAGGAGCGAGCUCCUCUGUCCUUUAUCCAUGGAUCUACGAGUGCAUAGCGAAUCCGGAAAAUUUGGCGUUCACGCCAAGCAAUCUAGUUGCCUUCUCGGAAAAUAUGAAUUUCUGGCAGAGAAUGUACAAUUUUGUGCACACCGUUUACACGAAAUGGGAGUUCAAAGCAAAAACCGCAAAACAGACGGAUAUUCUAAGGAAAUACGUUAGCCCUGACGCGCCCGAUAUCAGAGAAGUGGAGAAGAAGAUAUCUAUGAUCCUCGGUAACUCGCAUAUGUCGAUAAAUGGAAUCAAGCACACUACUCCUGCGUACAUCGAGGUCGGAGGAUUGCACGUACGAGACGAAGGAGUCGAAUUGCCGCUCAGUCUAGAGAAAUGGAUGAACGAGAGCACACAUGGAUUCGUUUAUUUCUCGUUUGGCUCGAUGGUGAAGAUCGAAUCCUUCCCACUGAAACUCCUUAACAUCUUCUACAACUCUUUGAGUAAAAUAUCACCUGUCCGUGUUUUGAUGAAAAUCGCAAAAUCGGACGAACUUCCGCCUGGUUUGCCGAAGAACGUUCAUGUUUUGCCAUGGGUGCCACAAGUCAAAGUUCUCCAACACAAGAAUGUGAAGGCAUUCAUCACCCAUGGAGGUCUUAUGGGUACCCAGGAGGCAAUUCAAUACGGUGUCCCUCUGAUCGGUAUACCGUUGUUUGCUGAUCAAUUUAUCAAUAUCAACACCUACGUCCGGCUCAAUAUUGCAAUAGGAUUAGAAGUUGACACUCUGACCGAGGAGAAAAUGGAUCACGCCCUGAAUAGCAUUUUGAACGAUCCAAAAUAUCGGGACACGGCGAAGAAGCUUUCGAGAAAAUUCAUGGAUCGUCCGUUAAGUGCGGCGGACACCGCGAUUUAUUGGGUCGAAUACAUCAUCAGACACGGUGCAAACGCGCUCAGAUCACCGGCCAUGGACUUGACAUGGUGGCAAGUGGAACUAUUGGACGUUGUAGCGUUUAUUCUGAUUGCCAUUGUCGCCGCUCUCUAUAUUAUAAUGACCGCGAUUCAGUUCGUGUUUAAUUUAACGUUUAGUAACUCGGAUUCCAACGAGUUACGCAAGAAAAAAAUUUCUUAAGUACUUCUUUCCUUUCCUUUUUUUUCGUUUUUAUUACGUUGAUGACUUGAAAUCUUGGUUCGUUUUUCCUCGACGAAGUCGUUGCUCCUUUUUCCAUUGAAAGAGAAAAGAAAACGCGAUAAAAAUAUUUUUCGUACUAUAUAUAUUAUUUUUGACAAAAAAAAAAAAAAAAGAAAGGAAAAUUCGAAUAGAUGUAGUACAUAGAAGAUUGCUUUAGUGGAGAGAUAAGAUCUCUUAGUGAAUUGUUUACGCCCUGUAAUCGUGGUUUUCGUAAUUAGUCAUUGGCGGUUCGACGAUUAGCUGAACUCGACGUUUUAUCUCGUCUCGCUAUUAAAAGACAAAUCCUUUUUAUCAAAAUGGAAAUUUACUUAAUCGUAUUGAAUUUAACGAUAAAAUACCAACGUACUCGUAUCAUCGCUCGCGUCCAGUUUUAACGAUACUAGAUAAAUUCUUUCUAAUUUUAUAAAAGUGUAUCAACGCGGAUAUAUUGUUACUUAGGAAAAUUUGUAAAUGCAAUUAAAUUGUGAAUUAAUCCAUUCCAUGCGAAUCGGCCAACGACAAAAUAUCGAAUCGCAAACAUUCGACUAUAUAUAUAUAUGUUUCUAUAUAUACCGUAUAUUCAUAUAUAUAUAUAUAUAUAUAUAUAUAUAUAUGAAUAGUGAAAAAUACAAAAAAUAUGCACACAAUGUAUGUUUAUUGCUUGUGAAUUGUUAAGUGAAUAGAUCUAAAGAUGAUUAGAACAUUGGCGUGAAAAAUAAGGAAGAUCUCUGUAUCCGACGAAUUAAGGUCGCAAUAAGCGAAAGCCUAUUAUCAGUAUCAUUAUUGUUAUACUCUUACAGUAACGUAAAUUAAGUAAAUUAAGUAAAUUAAGCAAAAAAAAGUCCUGAGAGAAAAAUGAUAAAGAAGAGCACGUACGUACAUGUUUGCAUAUUCCAGUUUUUAUCUUUCAAGACAAUCAGAUAUUUUUAAUAGUAACGAUAAUAGUUAAGUAGUAAAUAGGGUUAUGAAAUAAUCAUUUUAAAAUUAUGUUAUUAUGUUUCUUCCGUUGCUCGUCAUUGUACGCUGAAAGUUGUCAAGCAUAAAACAAAGAACGAACGAACACAUGUAAAACGAUAUUUUCUUGUGUUCCAAAAUCAUAUAGAACGUGGUGUAAUAUUUUGAAAAUCGGAAAAUACUUUGUAACUCGUGGAGGGAAAGAAUUUCGUGAAAUAUCGUUCAUACUGAUUUACUGAAACAAAAUGUUCAAUGAUCGUUUCGCGUUUAAUCGUUGCAAAUGCGCUUGCCUCUAGAUGCUGACAGUUCGUGUCAAAUGCAUUUUUGCCUCUCAGAAUUUUCAACGUUAUGAAAGAGUACGCUCGGAAAAGCAACGUCAGCCUGGAAAUUUCGAAAAUAGAUAUUUUUAUCGAUGAUACGUGUCCCUAGUCACUACGCUUUUAUCCGCUGGAAUUUUCCUCUUUACACACUGUCAACUAAAUACCGAGACAGGCUAUAUACAAUUAAGCGUCAGUGAGGCAUUUUAUUUACUAAUCGUCGAGUUUUUCAGAAAAAGUGCAAAUGAAAAGAAGCAAGUUGCUCUUCCUCGUUCUUUCGGAAUUUUAAUUAAGAGGCAAAAAUUUCAAAUUUUUAUUUCCUCUCGAUUGUUGUAGCGUUUAUUUCACUGUCAAUAUAAAUUAUUACGUGAUAUCGAAGAAACCGUAAUAACGAAACCAACACACGUGAAGAAGUUCUUGACAACGAACUUUUCUUAUCGAUAUCCUCGUUUAUGGGAGGAUGAUUAUACUGUCAGAUGUCACGAGGUAAUUGCUAUAAAAUAUCAAUCAACGAUACCUUCGGAAAAUAAUAUAAAGUAGAUUAACGAGUAAUUGUUAUUAACGAAUUGUACGACGAAGAUAUGGAAGAUCUUAUCGAUCAUCGUAUCUUUGUUGGUAUUAUAAGAUAACUUAUUUGACUAAGACGAAAACUAUUUUAGAAAGCAAAUACAUGGUAUUAAAAAAUC